Messenger RNA from Amphibalanus amphitrite, 3206 nucleotides. Its product is annotated as condensin complex subunit 2-like. Lineage: Eukaryota; Metazoa; Arthropoda; Thecostraca; Balanomorpha; Balanidae. Gene Ontology annotation, biological process: mitotic chromosome condensation. Gene Ontology annotation, molecular function: chromatin binding. Bases 223 to 2433 code for a protein of 736 amino acids. The transcript is spliced from 14 exons. Gene Ontology annotation, cellular component: condensin complex. The record is from RefSeq and is a predicted model, not a curated record.
AACGCCUCUGUGUGCGACCGUCACCGUGUAUUAUAAUGAUUGAAAACGAUAUUUAAUUUUGGUGUAUUGGUGAUGCCUAUUUGGUAUUUGAGCCCAAGGCUGCAUAUUGAGAUUAUUAGCAAAUAAUGAUUUCUCUUUUACUUUCUAAGCGGCUUUGAAUUGAUACUGAAUUGGAGUUCAACUUUGAGUUGGCUCACGGACCAGUCCUGAGAGUCGGCAGCGAUGGGCACGGACGUGGCAUCGGAGCCGCGCCGCCGGAGCGCGCUCUUCACGUCGCCGGCGAUGCGGCGCAGCCUGUCGGCGGCGGCGGCCGGCUCGGCGGGCAAACGGUCGCCGCAGGGCCGGCGCAGCAGCCGCGGCGCCGCGCCGGAGGUGGAGCCCUUCGACAUUCCGCAGCACGAUGAGGAGGCGGAGCGGCGCCAGGAGCAGCAGCAGCAGGCGGCCGCCGACCGGCGCCGCUCGCUGCCCGGCAUCGCCGGCCUCAGCCACGGCCAGCUGGCGGCCCACUAUGCCAGCUGCGUCAAACUCAGCGCCGAAAACAAAAUCAACACCAAGAACGCCUUCAGCCUGCAGCUCAUCGACUGCAUGGCACAGAUGAUGCGACAGAAGAAGUCGGACCUGGAUAACUUUCAGGUGGCCAGCUACACCCUGGAUGCCUCGGCCAAGAUCUACGGCUACCGCGUGGAGGCGCUGCACGGGGAGACGCUGCGCAUGGCCGGCGGGCUGGGCCGAGCCGACGGAAAACCCAAGGAGGACGGCGACGCGCCGGCCGGGGACGACGGGGCCGCGCCCGGCGCCGACAAACGACGCAGAAAGACGCGUCGUAUGGCCACGGUGCGCAGUAACCUGGCGGCGAUCACGGGCCGGUCGGGCGGCGCGGCGGCCGUCGCCGGCGCCGGCCGGACGCCCUGGGCAGCCGCCGAGGACGGCCGACCCGGCUGCGCCGCCUUCCUCAGCCUGCUCUGGACCCGGGACGACGGCCAGGAGCUGAUGGUGGACGGCGAGGGUCGUCCGGCCGCCGCCACCGCCGCGCCGGAGCCGCCCGAGCAGCAGCCGCCCGCCGUCACCGUGCCCGCGGCGGAGGAGCGGGUGCUGUGCCCGCCCCUGGAGAGGUUCUCCUUCACCUCUUGGAGCGUGGAUCAGGAGCAGGAUAACGAGCGGAUGGAGAUGCCGCCGCCGCCCGCGCCGCCGCCAGCCGACCCUCGACACAGGUUCGAUAUGAACGCCCCGCCGCACAGCCCCAUAGCCGAGGAGGAUCCCAUGUUUGGAGCGCCGGGUCGGUCAUUGCUGCUCGGAACGGUGCCAGACACGAACCGCAAUCAGCACUGCGGAGUUGGUGACUGGCUUUGCGUGGGAAACUCAGGGAUGGAUGACGACUGCGAUGACGGCGCCGACGGCGGCGGCGGCGGCGACACGCUGGUGACGGUCGGCGGCGCCGGCUGCCGGCCCGCCGAGCGGCCCACCCUCGUCAGCAUGGUGUCCGCGGUGCCGCAGGAGUACAGCUACUUUGACCAGCCGCGCCUGCUGGCCUGGGCCGGACCGCGGCACUGGAAGCCGCGUCUGCCCGCCGGAGCCGCGCGGCCAACCGCUCCCGCCGAGCCGGGCCGCCGCCGCCGGCGCAAAGAGAUCGAGCCGUUCGACUACGACGUGGAGGUGGACUGGAAGGCGGCCUUUGCCGUGCCCAAGAAGGCCACCCAGCUCAAACAGGCCACCAUGAAAAAAUGGAGUGACGAGAAGACCACGCUGCCCGAGGACCUGCACUACGACGUGGCCAGCCUCUUCAAGUUAUUCCUGCGCCCGGACAUGCGUAUCGUACGGGACCUGGCGGCGGCUGCCGACUCCCAGUCUCAGGUGGACCUGGAUGGCAGCGUGGCCGACUACGACUACGAUAACGACAGGGAUACGGCCGACUACUGUCCCGAUGUACCGCUCAGUGAGGGCUGCGACGACUACGACCAGGAGGCGACGUUCCUGCCGUCGGGCGGCGCGUGUGACGCCAGUGAGCUGCUCUCGUCCACACAGGUGGUACUGGACACACCGGGCGGACUGCUCAUCGGGGACAACCUCGUGCAGGCGCCGAAAAAGGUGGAGAGGAUCCUCAUUCCGUACGCUCGGACGGCCAAGAAGAUGGACAUGCGGAAGCUGAAGGCGGCCAUGUGGGAGAUCCUGGCGGACAGAGGAAAUGACGACAAGGAGAACGCCACCACUCCGUCCCGUAGCGUGCUGAAGGAGGCGGUGAUGCCGCCCGGGCGCGACUACAGCUUCCGAGAGCUGUACCACCGUCUGCCCAGCCACAUGUCGACCAAGAUGGCGGAUAACCUGAGCGUGGCGCUGGCGUUCACCGCUCUGCUGCACACGGCCAACGAGAGGUGUCUGAGGAUCACCGGCACGCGCCGGAUGGAGGACUUCUUCAUAGCGCAGGACACGCCGUGAGAGAGUCGGCCAGUGUCGGGUGGAGUUUCGGGAGGAGUUGCGUUGUAAGUUACGGUCGGGGUGGGGGUGGGGGGUUCCGAUGUGUGAACGGGAGAUGCGAGAUGGGUGGAUGUACAAAGGGAGAUGGUUAGGUUCGUAUGUAUAAGCGAAUGUCUGUAUUGUAAGUUGUCGGUAGUGUAGCAUACCGUACUGGGUUUUCGGUCGGUGGUGUCGCUACACGGCCUCUCGCCGAGCAGUGCCUGUCUGUCGUCGAGUGUCCGCUCUCCAAAUGUACAGUCUUCCAUCUCCAGCCGGCCCGGCGGACGGACACAGACCGAUCGACACGGUGUUCAGUUAUAUUAUCCCCGCGACCGCGGCCGCCGGGGCAUCAUUGACAGUGAGGCCGUAAGACGGCGCUAGCGUUCACACUCAUCAUCACACUCAUAUUCAGAUUCCCCGACCCCUGGUUUUUGUUGGGUCGGCGUUUGUAUGCACUAACAAGCAACAGACCUUUUAACACGAUGGGCGCGCCGCAGUAGAGGUUUUAGUCGCGCUCGUGUAUCGCAGUAUAGUAUAUAUUCUCUCGCUCACUAACCGCUCGACGGUGCGGCGGACGAGUACAGCCUCCGCCAGGGAAAGACGCUGCGUGUACAGUGCUGGCGUGUCCUCCUUCCGCGUCUCUGCUUUGUCCAUCACCGACGGGCCGCCCUACCCACCGUUGGCCGUUCGUUUUCGCCUCACGGCAUUCCAGCGGGCCUCAGACCGACCCCCGGCGAAUACACGAGCUGCCCGUA